Neltuma alba is the source of this 5268-nucleotide messenger RNA. Its product is annotated as E3 ubiquitin-protein ligase UPL4-like. Gene Ontology annotation, biological process: protein polyubiquitination; proteasome-mediated ubiquitin-dependent protein catabolic process. Gene Ontology annotation, molecular function: ubiquitin protein ligase activity. NCBI's taxonomy places the organism in Eukaryota, Viridiplantae, Streptophyta, Magnoliopsida, Fabales, Fabaceae. The record is from RefSeq and is a predicted model, not a curated record. The transcript has 18 exons. The coding region runs from base 204 to 4877 and encodes 1557 amino acids.
ACCUUAAUUUAAUCCUCCAGACUCAGAAGAAUCCGGCGAUGAAGUGAGACGAAGAGGAAAGGAAGGGAAGGGAGAAGAACAGCCUUAAUAUUACCAUAACAUUUAUUUUUGAUUUCCAUACAAAACUGGUUCUUCGACUUUCUCUAAGACCGAUUAACCACUACAACUAGGUGUCUAUUUGCAUUGCUGGAUAAAAACAAUUAAUGGAAAAUCGAGGCCAGAAGCGCCCAGAAAUGGUAGAUGAACUACCUGCUGAUAAACGCGUUUGCAGUUCAUUGGACUUAAGACCAAGUUCUUCCAACACAUCAAAUCAAAUCCAUACCGAUCCUACACACUCAAUGCUAGAGACCCAUGAUAAUGACAUGGACACUUCCUCAUCUGCUUCUGCUUCAAGUCGAUCAGAGGGAGAACCUGAAAAGGAUUCAGCUUAUGGGUCAUGUGAUUCAGAUGACAUGGAGCAGCAUUACUACAGUUUCCGAGGCUACCACAGGCAGAGAUUAUCUAGUGAUCAUGGGAAGUUCAAAAAAAUUAUAUCAAGUCUGAGUGAAGAGACUGAGCCUUCUGCUCAACUAGCUGUUCUUACAGAACUUUGUGAAGUCUUGUCAUUUUGUACAGAGGGUUCACUCUCCAGCAUGACUUCAGAUUCAUUAUCACCGCUACUGGUCAAGCUGGCAAAGCAUGAGAGCAACCCAGAUAUAAUGCUGUUGGCUAUAAGGGCUAUCACCUAUAUAUGUGAUGUCUAUCCUAGAUCAGCUGGAAUCCUUGUUAGCCAUGAUGCUAUUUCUGCUUUAUGUCAAAGAUUAUUGGCUAUUGAGUAUCAAGAUGUAGCUGAACAGUGUCUCCAAGCAUUAGAGAAAAUAUCCCGAGAGCAACCACUCGCUUGCUUACAUGCUGGGGCUAUUAUGGCUGUUCUAAAUUUUAUUGACUUCUUCUCAACAAGCAUUCAGAGAGUGGCUCUUUCAACUGUGGUGAACAUAUGUAAGAAGCUUCCUUCAGAAAGCCUGUCACCUUGCAUGGAUGCUCUACCCAUUUUAUGCAAUCUUCUUCGUUAUGAGGAUCGGCAGCUUGUAGAAAAUGUUGCUACCUGCUUAAUUAAAAUAGUUGAGCAAGCUGGUCACUCAUCCAAAUUGUUGGAUGAACUUUGUAAGCAUGGGUUGAUUCAACAAGUGUCACAUAUUUUAAGUUUGAAUGGCCGAACUACUCUAUCUCAACCAAUUUAUAAUGGAUUGAUAGGGCUACUUGUCAAGCUUUCUUCUGGUUCAGCUGUAGCUUUUAGGACUUUGUAUGAACUAAAUAUAAGCAAUGUAUUGAAGGACAUCUUGGCUACAUCUGACCUUCCACAUGGGGUCUCUUCUUCUCAUCCCAUAGGUGGACAUUGCAAUCAGGUAUAUGAAGUUCUGAAAUUGCUCAACGAGCUUCUCCCCAGGUUGGACAAAGAUCAGAAUGAUCAACUAAUGCUAGAUAAAGAAUCCUUUCUUGUUAAUCACCCAGAUCAUCUGCAGACGUUCGGGAUGGAUGUGGUUCCCCUGUUGAUCCAGGUGUUUAAUUCUGGUGCAAGUUUAAAUGUUUGCCAUGGAUGUUUAUUUGUUAUGCACAAGUUGGUUUAUUUGAGCAACUCUGACAUGCUUGUUGAAUCACUUAAGAAUGCCGGCAUUUCAAGUUUUUUAGCUGGAGUAUUCACUCGAAAGGAUCACCAUUUGCUGAUAUUAGCCUUACAGAUUGCCGAGAUAAUUCUUAAUAAGGUUUCAGAUGAUUUCCUGACGUUGUUUAUAAAGGAAGGUGUCUUUUUUGCCAUUGAUGCACUAUUAACACCAGGAAGCUCGUCAGAGUUGAUGUACCCAGUUUUUGGUGGCAUCCAAUUGGCAUUUGACUCAAGUCAAAAGUCUUCUUCUAGGGACCUCAAAUGCCUGUGUUAUGCAUUUUCUACUAAUGAACCGUGCACAGCAGUAUCAGAUGCAGGAACUUGCAAGCUUGAGAAGGAAUCAAUUAUUAAUCUUGCAAAGCAUAUAAAGUCGAAAUUCUUAGCACCAGAAUUAUAUGAUUCUGAAAAAGGAUUGACUGAAAUUCUUCAAAAUCUCAGAGCAUUGUCUGUGGCAUUAAAUGAUUCGCUUGGCACAACUACUAGCAAUGGUUCUCGUCUUCUGCCUGAAGAGAGGGUUGAUGAUAUACUGUAUCAAAUUAUGGAGAAGCUUACAGGCAAGGAACAAGUUUCUACCUUUGAAUUUAUUGAGAGUGGAAUUGUUAAAUCAUUGAUAAACUAUUUAUCUAAUGGUCUGCUUAUGAGGAAAAAUGGGGGAAGACAAGGUGGUUAUGAUGUUGUGAUUGAAAAACGAUUUGAGGUUCUGGCAAGGGUAUGUUUAUCUUAUCCUCAGCUUCCUUCUGGAGACACGCCCCUCUCUUUUCUAAUACGGAACUUACAGAGUGCACUGACUUCUUUGGAGGCUUUUCCUGUUAUUCUAAGCAAUGGACUGAAACUAAGGGGUUCCUAUGCUACAGUUCCAAAUAGAUGUCCGAUACCAUAUCCUUGCCUGAAAGUUCGUUUUGUCAAGGGUGAGGGAGAGACAUGCCUUAAUAAUUACACCGAGGAUUUUCAUACAGUUGAUCCUUUUUCAUCCUUACAUGCUAUUGGGGGAUAUUUAUGGCCAAAGGUUAGCUCAAAAAGCACUAAUAAUGUAAAGUCAUCAUCCAGCCAAGUAGCAUUCCAUGCAGAAAAUCCACCCAUUCAUCUGCCGUCAAAUGCAAGUUCCUCUCAAGUGAAUAUUGGGCCUGAUGUUUUGCUAGCUCAUGUCAUUGAGAGACAGGGAGAAGAGACACAGCUGUUACAACCUGGGCCUGAUCAAACUGUCAGUGCAAAUUCAGGGGAAUCAUCUUCCUCUGAAACACAUGGGCAUGAAGAGAGAGAACCCCAAUUGAAUGCAGAAGCAGGCCCAAAACUGGAAGGUCAUCCGGGUUCUUGUAGUAAUGAAGCUGAACAAAAGCUUGUGUUUUACCUUGAAGAACAGCAGCUGGAUCCUAAACUGACAAUGUACCAGGCAAUUCUUGGUCAAGUGAUGAAACAAAAUGACUCUUUCUCUAGUGCAAAACUGUGGAGUCAAGUACACACAAUAACUUAUAGAAUGGCUGUGAAAUCUGAGGAUGUGGCCCCUCCAAAACGUCUUCAUUCACCUGAAGAUGUGUUUAUCAUUGAUAAAGUUACAGCUUACAUGCAGGACACUCCUUUUUUCUCGGACAUGUUCUCCUGUGAACUUGUUUCUGAUUUGGAGAAAUCAAGCCCGACUCAUGAUAUUUUGUUUCUCCUUAAAAGCUUGGAAGGCAUGAAUAGAUUUAUCUUUCACCUCAUGUCUCGUGAAAGAAUUUGUGCUUUUGCUGAAGGGAAACUUGAUAACCUGGAUAGCCUGAAAGUACUGGUUCCUUCUGUCCGACAAAAUGAGUUUGUGAGUGCAAAAUUGACAGAAAAACUGGAACAACAAAUGCGAGAUCCUUUUACAGUCUCUAUUGGUGCUAUGCCUCUAUGGUGUAAUCAGUUGAUGGUUUCAUGCCCUUUCCUAUUUAGUUUUGAGGCAAGAUGCAAGUACUUUAAAUUGGCAGCAUUUGGUCAGCAACAGAUUCAACCUCAUUUAUCUUACAAUGAUUCAGCAACAACAAGCAGCAGGCGCCUGAGCCUUGGGGUAUUGCCUCGGAAGAAAUUUUUAGUUUUUCGCAACCGGAUUUUGGAAUCUGCUGCAGAAAUGAUGGACUUACAUGCCCGUCAUAAAGUAGUUCUUGAAGUGGAAUAUGAUGAAGAAGUUGGUACUGGUCUUGGACCGACAUUGGAAUUCUAUACCUUGGUCUGUCAGGAGUUCCAGAAAUCCGGAAUGGGGAUGUGGAGAGAGGAUAAUUGGUUUUUCCCAUUAAAGACAAACUUGCCGGCUGACAUGAGAAUCCUGUCUCCCUAUGGACUCUUUCCUUGUCCAUGGCCUUCACCGCUAGAAUCAUCUGGUGGUAUACAGUUCUCCGAAGUAACAAAGAAAUUUUUCCUUUUGGGCCAAAUUGUGGCUAAAGCUCUUCAAGAUGGAAGGGUCUUAGAUCUGCAUAUGUCCAGAGCCUUUUAUAAACUUCUUCUUGGAAAGGAACUCUCUCUCUACGACAUUCAAUCAUUUGAUCCUGGGCUUGGUAGUGUGCUUCAAGAGUUUCAGGCUAUCGUUAACCGGAAGAAAUUUUUGGAGUCUGUUUGCGGAGACAACUAUGUGAUGGAAUUUGAUGCAUGCUUUCGAGAUACAAAAAUUGAAGACCUUUGCCUUGAUUUCACUCUUCCUGGGUAUCCUGACAUUGCUCUUACUUCUGGGAGUGAUCACACAGUAGUGAAUAUGAGAAACCUGGAUGAUUAUGUUUCACUUGUUGUGGAUGCCACUGUGAAGUCAGGAAUUUCCAGACAAGUUGAGGCUUUCAAAUCUGGUUUUAAUCAGGUCUUUUCCAUUGAGCAUCUUCGCAUUUAUAAUGAAGAAGAACUUGAGCGAUUGCUUUGUGGAGAAUUUGAUUCUUGGGCUCAGUUCCUUGAGCUGGCGGAUCACAUUAAAUUUGAUCAUGGGUAUACUGCUAGCAGUCCUCCAAUCGUUAAUUUGCUGGAAAUCAUUCAAGAAUUUGACCAUGCACAGCGAAGAGCAUUCCUUCAGUUUGUGACUGGGGCACCUCGACUUCCUCCUGGCGGACUGGCAUCUCUUAAUCCCAAGUUGACUAUUGUGAGAAAGCAUUGUACCAACCGGGCAGACACAGACUUGCCUAGCGUGAUGACUUGUGCAAAUUACUUGAAGUUACCUCCCUACUCAUCAAAAGAAAAGAUGAAAGAGAAGCUCUUUUAUGCCAUAACUGAGGGACAAGGAUCAUUUCACCUUUCAUAAAUUCACUCUCUUGACUUGGUCCGCAUUUCAAUGCUGAACCUGUAAUUAUUAGAGUAGUCGAUAGAGAUGUAGAUAAGGAUCUGAAUGUGUUGCUGGCAAAAGGGGUGUUGGUUGGAAGAGGAGCUGAUUUGCUGCUGAAGGAGAAGAAGCUCCAGUCUUCACUGACUAUAAUUGUUGGGGUGUGUACAUAGCCCGCAAAUACGGGUAGUUCAUUGACUUGGGUUGGUUGUACAGGGACCAGGGUACUUUUAAGUGGUUGCUUUUUCAGAUAUUUUCAUGUACAGAACUGUGUACAGAAAUCUCUUUGGAUGGUAGCCUUUUAUUUACAUCAAUAGUUGCCUUUCGCCUUCAACGGCUUAUAUUUUCUGCUAUUUAUUGGAUUUUCAGAAAA